Carassius auratus (goldfish) is the source of this 1063-nucleotide messenger RNA. RefSeq names its product START domain-containing protein 10-like. The coding region runs from base 241 to 1029 and encodes 262 amino acids. The transcript is spliced from 6 exons. Lineage: Eukaryota; Metazoa; Chordata; Actinopteri; Cypriniformes; Cyprinidae. The record is from RefSeq and is a predicted model, not a curated record. Gene Ontology annotation, molecular function: lipid binding.
GAUACAGGUCUGAAGAGGAUGCUCAAAUACACCUGCUCCAACGUACAUUAGCUACAACAACACACAGCAGAGGUGCAACAGUUAGAUUUAACUUCAAAAACCGCGCUUUAGAUCCGUCAGUUUUCCAAAACUAACUGGAAAUCAACGAUAAGUGGAGCAGACGACACAAACGUGCGGAUCAUUUAUGAGAGGAGCUUUCAGCCCUGCAGACCUGACUGAUUCACAGCACCGGGAGGCAAGAUGCCAGUGCAGAUACCGGACGACACCGAUUUCUUAUCUUUCCGAGAUCAAUGUGAAAGUCAGGAUGGCUGGGUCGCCCGUUAUAAUAAAGGAGUAGUGACGGUUUGGUGUCGAGACGAGGAGUGCAAAACUGUGCAGAAACUCAAGAUGCGAAUCGUGUGCAAGGACGUGACAGCAGAGACCCUCUACGACGUCUUGCACGACACGAGCUACCGGAAAAAAUGGGACACCAACAUGAUCGACACUUUUGAUAUUGGACGGCUGACAGUUAAUGCAGAUGUGGGAUAUUAUUCCUGGAAAUGUCCAAGUCCAUUGAAGAACAGAGACUUUGUCACCAUGCGGUCAUGGCUUCCUCUUGGCAAUGACUAUCUGAUAAUCAACUACUCGGUCAAACACCCGGGAUACCCACCAAAGAAGGAUUAUGUCAGAGCUGUGUCUUUACUCACUGGGUACUUGAUCCAAUCCAACGGAGCGAACUGCUGCACUCUUUAUUACUUGACGCAAGUGGAUCCACGAGGGUCUUUACCCAAGUGGGUAGUAAACAGGGCCUCACAGUUAGUGGCACCAAAGGCUAUGAAAAAGAUUUAUAAAGCCUGCCUAAAGUACCCGGAGUGGAAGCGGAAGCACGAGCCCAAUCUGAAGCCGUGGAGGUACCCGGAGCAGAACACACUACCCAGCAUCAGUGUAGCCGACCUGACAGUGCAGAGAGCAGAUUCCCUGGAGAACAUCGACGAGAGCAGUGCGAGCGAGGAGAAAGCCCAGCACCACAGCGAUGAUGACGAGACCUAAGAUAACACACACUGACUCUCCUGUGGUCUGUGUG